AUGUUUGCUGGAUGUGGUAGGCAGGAAGACUAUGAUGUCCUCACCAAGUUGGGUGAAGGGACCUUCGGUGAGGUUCACAAAGCUGUACAUCGAGAGAAGGGCACCGCCGUUGCGCUGAAGCGCAUUUUGAUGCACAACGAGAAGGAGGGCAUGCCGGUGACCGCGCUGCGCGAGAUCAAGAUACUGAAGGCACUCCAUCACCCAUGCAUCAUUGACAUCCUGGAUAUGUUUAUACUCAAAAGUCAGGGUAAGGACUCACCGCUGUCGGUGUAUAUGGUGUUCCCCUACAUGGACCACGACCUCGCCGGACUACUUGAGAAUGAGCGCGUCAAGCUGUCCCCGAGUCAGAUCAAGCUCUAUAUGAAGCAGCUUCUCGAAGGAACGGAGUACAUGCAUCGCAACCAUAUACUCCAUCGAGAUAUGAAAGCGGCCAACUUGCUCAUUUCGAAUACUGGAUCGCUGAAGAUCGCCGACUUCGGCCUUGCGCGCGCGUACGACCCGAGUAUCGUUGACGUCAAAGAAGACUUCCGCGGCAAAGAGCGGAAAUACACUAACUGUGUCGUCACCCGAUGGUACCGUCCACCGGAGCUACUUCUUGGCGCUAGACAGUACGGCGGUGAAGUGGAUAUGUGGGGUAUAGGUUGUGUAUUGGGGGAGAUGUUCUCUCGGAAACCCAUACUACCCGGGUCGUCGGACCUGGAUCAGCUAGACAAGAUAUGGCAACUAUGUGGUACGCCUAACGAGCGUUCAUGGCCUGGCUUCGACACCUUGCCUGGCUGUGAGGGCGUCAAGCGCUUUAGCAACUAUCCAAGACGGCUCAGGAACUUCUAUGAAAUGAUCGGUCCUGAGACGGUGGAUUUACUCGACAAGCUCCUGACCUGCAAUCCUCGAGAGCGUAUCAACGCUGAGGAAGCGUUGGACCAUGACUAUUUCUGGACAGACCCAUUGCCGGCAGACCCUAAAACUCUACCCCGGUAUGAGGCGUCGCAUGAGUUCGACAAACGUGGAAGGCGCAACCAGGCCCCAAUAGGUCCGCCUGGAAUGCCACAACCUAUGGACGGACACCCCCGACCGCUACCCAUGCCAUUGGCACACGGUCCACCGAUGCAUAUGAACAACCGCCGCCCGCCGCCACCUAGGGAAGCGUUCCGCAAUGGACCACCCCCUCAACAUUAUGGCGGUCCGAGCCAAGGUCCUCCCCCAGCCCCAUACCCCCCAUACCCUCCCGCUGGCUAUGGACCUCCUCCACAUCGCUAUCCUGGACCAAUGCCCCCCGUUCAAAACACAGCUCCGAUAUACUUGCGCCCGGGCCAACCGCCACCCCAAAUUGCGCCGUGGCAGCAGCCCGGACCCCGGCCAGCACACCUACCGCCCCGCCCGCCUGUGCCCAUGAACCGUGCGCCGGGCGGAUUCCCCAACAAUGGGAAUCCCAACUACAACGGCGGCCCCACCCAACUAAACUACGGUUGAGUAAUAUAGAGUACCUACUACAUUUUGCUUUCCCCUUCCCCCGUUUUCGCGCACAUGUCAUUAACAGCAUUCAUCUUAUUCUCCGAGCCGCAUGCACAUUCAUAUCCUGUUCUGUUGUCACUGUUGCAAGCUGUCGUGGUUGUUGUCGGACUUCACUGCAAUUAUCGUACCGUACUCGUUGGCUCCACGUGCCAUCACUCAUAACGCAUCCAUAUUGUGAAUCGUGCAGAGAUAUUGUCGCG
Molecule: messenger RNA, 1712 nt
Organism: Postia placenta MAD-698-R-SB12
Lineage: Eukaryota; Fungi; Basidiomycota; Agaricomycetes; Polyporales; Adustoporiaceae
Exons: 7
Coding region: 1-1470 (489 amino acids)
Biological process (GO): protein phosphorylation
Cellular component (GO): nucleus
Molecular function (GO): cyclin-dependent protein serine/threonine kinase activity; ATP binding
Source: RefSeq, a predicted model, not a curated record